GUUGUGUAUGAAUUCGAUGCACGAUAAUGUCGAGACUGUAACACUAUCAUCUACAGCUUCGAUAUAAAACACAGGAGCAGCACCACUCAGAAGCGAACUUUCCACAGUUAGCACCCGCUACACUGCUGCAUCAAAGCCACUGGCAUCACAACUGCCGUCCCUUUGUAAGCUUUGCUGGUUUUUCACCAGCUCCUCACCCUUCCCCUCACCCUGACCCCUGCGAUAUGAGCAGAGGGAGAGGAGGGCCCCACAAAGAGCACUACCGAUUUACCUCGCCCCAAAAUCAGGGUAAAUACCCUUUUAGGCCUGGUUCCACCGCAGCCCCAGGUGUGUCCUUUACCCCACGUGUCCCGAAUUUCCAAAGUAACUUUAACAGGUUCCAUUCCUGUCCCAACCCUUCCACUGUGACCCCCCACCUACAGCCUUUUCCUCCAUCUCCCUCUGCUCCUCCUCUUCUCAACCGCCCUCCCACAAGCCCAGCACAUGGAGCAGCAGCUCAGAAUAGUGCAUCUGCUUUCCGGCAGCAGCAAGUGCAGUUUUUGAGGGGUCAGAGUCCAGAAGCUCCCCAGUUUAGAACGUAUCAUCAAGGUGGAUCCCAAGGUUUAGAUGGUGAGAACGGACCCUUUGCCAACCAACAGCAAGGCUGGAACAUAAAACAUCAUCCAAACAACCCCAGACAAAGGGUGGGGUACAGCAGUGACGGAGCCUGGGGUAACAGAGGGGGGUUCAGACAGCCUUUCAGUCACAGUUUCCCCAGCAGGAAGGCGGGUUGGAACCAGCAGUUAAAUCCUCGAGCUAGAACUGGGUAUCAAAACCAGAACCGGCAAAGGCAGUGUGGUUUCAAACCAGAAAACAUCAAACCAUCCUUGUCAGACCGUUUCCACAGUUUAUCCCUGGAGAGGGACAGGUUUGGCAGAGGCAGUCGUUUCUACAGAGCAUCAACUGGUGGUCAUACCAGCAGUAGUGCUGCUACAAGUGCGUCGACAGCAAGCCCUGAAAUCCAGAAACUGGUACUCAAUUAUCUGUCUUUGUUAAGUCCAGGCGAAACACUCCAGGCGAAAGGUCUUGCGAAAAAACUCCACCAACCUAAAAAAGUCGUCAACCAGGCACUGUACGCACUCCAUCGUUUGCAAAAGGCAGAGAAGCAAGGCGAUACUCCUCCUCUUUGGAGUCUGCGGAGAGAGACACAGGGGGAGAAGGACAGCAGCUGUGCUGAGGAGAGGGACGCUGCAAUAUCUGCAGGUGCAGAGAAUAUCUCAGAUGUACAAGAAGAGAGGGAAGUGAUAGUGGAGGCUGUCUCUGAAACCAGCACUGAGAGUGAACAAGCACCCGACAAAUACACUGAAUCAGACUCAGAAUCGGACUCUUCUGAAACUUCAGAUUCUGAUCAGGAACAGCCUCUUCACACUAACAAAGCAAGUAACUUUGUCAUCAUGACAGAUACCAAAGACCAGAUUCUCCAGUACCUUCAUGAACUGGGUAAAGUCAAUUCUCUCUUACUGGCGAAGAAACUUGGCCUCAAAACUGCAAAGCAGGUCAACCCCACUCUGUAUGCCCUGGAGAAGCAAGGCGAAGUUUGUCGCGACUCGUCAAUCACCCCUCCUCUCUGGGAACUGUCGAAUCAUAAGAGAGAGAGGAUGGACAGACAUAAGAAAGCCACUCAAAGUGCUCCUGCUGAAGGUGCAGCACUACCACCUGGGUGCAGCGUGGAAGGGGAAGAUGACACGAAUGGAGCGCAUUCUCAGUGGGCUUCAGACGACAUUCCCGAGUUUCUGAAUGCCAUCAGAACUGGGUCAGAGGGCACAGUGGCUGUGUCCCUCGCGGCAGCACCACAAAACCAGGGGUCGAGCCGCCUGCAGAAGCUUCAGGAGGUUCGAUCCAAAAAUCCAGUCAGUGGCCUGAUGGAGUUUGCCCAGCAUUUGGGUCAGAACUGUGAGUUCUUGCUUCUGGACCAGUCCGGACCUUCACAUGACCCCAGAUUCAGAAUGCAGGUCAUGCUGGAUGGUCGCAGGUUUCCCGUGGCAGAGGCGUCCAGCAAGAAGGUGGCUAAGAAGGAUGCAGCUGCCGCGGCACUGAAGAUCCUGCUGAGAGAAGUGGAGGGGGGAGGGGGAAAGGAGGAGGAGGAAGGCAGUGCUGCUGAGAUGGACAUCGCCAUUGAUCCCACUACUGACGCCACUGCUGCAGCAAAUGAGGGUCCGCCCCAGGCUUUGUCACGCUCCCUGCCCGGGGGGAAGAACCCUGUGUCUGUGCUGAUGGAGUACAGCCAGCGCAGUGGACACCCCAUAGAGUUCAUCAACACUGGACAGGAGGGGCCCCCUCACGAUCCACGUUUUAUGUUCAGGGUGAAGGUGGGGGAGAAUCUUUGCCCCCAGGCCUCUGCCCCGAGUAAGAAGGCUGCCCGCCAGCUAGCUGCAGAAGAGGCGGUGAAGGAGCUGCUGGGAGAUGGGAGACUGCAGAUCAACAAGCCCCAGGUGAGCUUCUGCCCCAUCGGGGAGGAUGAGAACUGUCCUGCGGUGCCCCCCUGCCCCUCCCUCCCCCCACUGACGGCGGCGGAGCUGCAGGCCGCCCACGAGGCCGGGGUGGGCGACCUCAUCAACCACCUGAACAACAACGCUGUGUCGGGGCUGCUGGAGUACGCCCGCGCCCGGGGCUUCGCCGCCGAGAUCCGUCUGGUGGGCCAGUCCGGCCCCCCCCACGAACCCCGGUUCACGUAUCAGGCGAAGCUCGGGGGCCGCUGGUUCCCGCCGGUGUGCGCCAGCAACAAGAAGCAGGGGAAGCAGGAGGCGGCGGACGCGGCCCUGAGGGUGCUGAUCGGAGAGGCGGAGAAGGCGGCUCGCACAGGGGAGCUCACCCCGGAGCUCCCGGUGAGUGGCAGCACGCUGCACGACCAGAUCGCCAUGCUGAGCCACCAGCGCUUCAACGCCCUGACCACCCGCAUCCAGCACAGCCUGCUGGGACGCAAGAUCCUGGCCACCAUCGUCAUGAGGAAGGGGGACAGCCUGGGGACCGUGGUCAGCCUGGGCACCGGAAACCGCUGUGUCAAAGGCGAAGAAUUGAGCCUUAAAGGGGACACGGUGAACGACUGCCACGCAGAAAUCAUUUCCAGGAGGGGAUUUAUCAGGUUCCUCUACAGCGAGCUGAUGAAGCAGAACGCAGGUGGGGAGGAGAGCAUAUUUCAGCCCGCGGAGGAUGGCAAGCUCAGGAUUAAGCCUGAGGUGACCUUUCACCUCUACAUCAGCACUGCCCCCUGUGGAGACGGCGCCCUGUUUGACAAGUCCUGCAGCGAGGCAGCCGAGGGGGCGGGGAGCACGCACCAGCCGCUGUUCGAGAACGCCAAGCAGGGAAAGCUGAGGACCAAGGUGGAGAACGGGGAGGGCACCAUCCCGGUGGAGUCGAGCGCCAUCGUUCCCACGUGGGACGGCAUCCAGCAUGGGGAGAGGCUCCGCACCAUGAGCUGCAGCGAUAAGAUCCUGCGCUGGAACGUGCUGGGGCUGCAGGGGGCGCUGCUGAGCCAUUUUCUGCACCCCGUUUACCUCCACUCAAUCACUUUGGGCUACUUAUACAGCCAUGGGCACCUGACCCGGGCUGUGUGCUGCCGACUGGCCAGAGAAGGGCAUGACUUCAAAACGAGCCUCCCGCCUAACUUUACCCUCAACCACCCGGAGGUUGGCCGGGUCAGUGUGUAUGACUCCACGCGGCACACGGGCAAGACCAAGGAGUCCAGCGUUAACUGGAGCCAGGCUGACCACAUCAAUGUUGAGGUGCUGGACGGGACCAAGGGCAAAGUGGACGGCCCCAAACUGGACGUGUCCCGGGUCUCCAAGUCCAACAUGUACCGCCUCUUUCAGACCCUUUGCCACCAGACGGGCCGCACCGACCUUCUGGCGCUGCCCUCUUACGCCCACGCCAAGAUGGCUGCCAAGGCCUUCCAGGCAGCCAAGGCCCAGUUCUUCCAGGCUCUCAUUGCCCAUGGCUACGGGGCCUGGAUCAGCAAGCCCCUGGAGGAGAAGAGCUUCGAGGCCAGCGAUAGCUACGAGAGCAGCACAGCGCCGCAGAGCGCGGGGAAUCAGGGCAGCACGCUAACGCCGGGGGGGGGCGCCGCAGCUCUCAGCACGAAUAACAGCAGCGCUCGUAAUGCGGAGGGGCGCUAG
This is a messenger RNA of Megalops cyprinoides (Indo-Pacific tarpon), 4151 nucleotides long. RefSeq names its product adenosine deaminase RNA specific (gene adar). Bases 225 to 4151 code for a protein of 1308 amino acids. Lineage: Eukaryota; Metazoa; Chordata; Actinopteri; Elopiformes; Megalopidae. The record is from RefSeq and is a predicted model, not a curated record. Gene Ontology annotation, biological process: RNA processing; adenosine to inosine editing. Gene Ontology annotation, cellular component: cytoplasm; nucleolus. The transcript is spliced from 16 exons. Gene Ontology annotation, molecular function: double-stranded RNA binding; double-stranded RNA adenosine deaminase activity; tRNA-specific adenosine deaminase activity.